Messenger RNA from Cheilinus undulatus (humphead wrasse), 7982 nucleotides. It is a transcript of the gene snx27a, whose product is annotated as sorting nexin 27a. Gene Ontology annotation, molecular function: phosphatidylinositol-3-phosphate binding; protein binding. The record is from RefSeq and is a predicted model, not a curated record. Gene Ontology annotation, biological process: signal transduction; intracellular protein transport. Lineage: Eukaryota; Metazoa; Chordata; Actinopteri; Labriformes; Labridae. Gene Ontology annotation, cellular component: early endosome. The coding region runs from base 126 to 1817 and encodes 563 amino acids. The transcript is spliced from 13 exons.
CGAGGGGCGGGUUAUCAACAACAGUCGGUCUGUGGAGCCAACGUUUCUGAGGGACAGAGCCCGAGUGUUGUUUUGAAUUUGCUAGAAGACACCGACUGGAAGGGGGGCUAGGGCCUGUGGAAAAGAUGGCGGAUGUUGAAGGCGAUGAAACUCGGACGACUCUACCUUCGGCAUCCCGUAACGGUCCUGUGGUCAGUCCGUCUGCGGGCACCGCAGGCCAGAACGCCGCUGUGGUAACGUCAGGUCCGCGGAUGGUGAGGAUCGUCAAGUCGGAGUCUGGUUACGGUUUCAAUGUUCGCGGUCAAGUCAGUGAAGGAGGACAGCUUCGGAGCAUCAACGGGGAACUGUACGCUCCUCUUCAGCAUGUCAGCGCUGUUUUGCCCGGAGGUGCUGCAGACCGAGCUGGGAUAGCAAAGGGGGACAGAAUACUGGAGGUUAAUGGUGUGAGUGUGGAAGGUGCCACCCAUAAACAAGUGGUGGAUCUGAUCCGUGCAGGGGAGAAGGAGCUGGUCUUGGCUGUACUGUCUGUUCCAGCUCAGGAGGCUGACGGACUGGAAGGAGGAGAGGACAUCCAACCAAACUACGACUACAGCGACAAGCAGGCUGUGCCUAUUUCCAUCCCGACGUACAAACAUGUAGAGCAGCACUCUGAGAGGUUUGUGGUGUACAAUGUGUACAUGUCAGGCAGACAGCUGUGCUCAAAGCGCUACAGGGAGUUUGCAAUCCUUCACCAGAACCUAAAGAGGGAGUUUUCAAACUUCAACUUCCCAAAGCUUCCUGGUAAAUGGCCCUUCUCCUUGUCUGAACAGCAGCUAGAUGCUCGCCGCAGAGGACUGGAGGAAUAUCUGGAGCGAGUGUGCUCUGUGCGGGUUAUCGGGGAGAGUGACAUCAUGCAGGAGUUUCUGUCUGAAUCAGAUGAGAACUACAAUGGAGUCACAGAUGUAGAACUACGGAUAGCCCUGCCAGACAAGACCACCAUCUCUGUCAGAGUCCGCAAGAAUAGCACCACAGACCAGGUCUACCAGGCAUUAGUGUUGAAGGUUGGGAUGGACAGUAUAAUGGCGAGCUACUUUGCCCUUUUUGAAGUCAUCAACCACUCCUUUGUGCGGAAGCUGGCUCCUAAUGAGUUUCCCCACAAGCUUUAUGUGCAGAAUUACACGUCGGCAGUGCCCGGGACUUGCUUGGCGCUCCGCAAAUGGCUUUUCAGCUUCCAGGAGGAAGAGUUGCUGAGAGACAACCCGCUGGCACUGCAUUACUGCUUUCACCAGGCAUUGGAAGAUGUGAAGAAGGGAUUCAUAAAAACAGAGGACAAAUCCUACCAGCUGCAGAAGCUGGCAGAGCAGCGCAAGAUGGCCACGUACCUGAGUCUGUUACGGACAUGUGAGGGCUACAAUGAGGUGGUUUUCCCCCACUGCUCCUGUGACUCGAGGAGGAAGGGACACGUUAUCACAGCUAUCAGCAUCCAUCACUUCAAGCUGCAUGCUUGCACCGAGGACGGCACGCUCGAGAACCAGGUGAUUGCUUUCGAGUGGGGGGAGAUGCAGCGCUGGGACACAGAUGAGGAGGGGAUGGCUUUCUGUUUUGAGUACGCCAGAGGAGAGAAAAAACCACGCUGGGUCAAAAUUUUUACUCCAUACUUUAACUACAUGCACGAGUGCUUUGAGCGAGUCUUUUGUGAGCUGAAGUGGAGGAAACAGGUUGAGGAAGAGGCAUCUGACAAAGACAACAAAAACUGCAGCAACAAUGAGUAUCUGCCUCCUCUGGAGACACAGCAGAAGGGAUGGCGCCACCUAGGGGGGGAGAUCGCAACUUCCUAAAAAACAAACAUUUCUCACCACUCAAAUUAGAACUGGUCCACUUGCAUCAUCACAGCCACCCCGAGAGAGCGCCCAUCGACAAACACCGAAAAACUGAGUGACGGACUGAGGCGACGCACGGCCCAGAAACAAACUGGAAGUGACCGAUUUUUCAGGACUGGAAACGUCACAUUUAACAAACCCCAGGGACACUCACAGCAAGAAGAGCAAAGAAGGAAAACAAACAAAAGCCAACUUCCAUGUCAUUUACUAGAUCUCCAUAGCGUCUGUUGUUUUUCCGCCCUGUGAUGUGAGGGGAAGGACUCGAGUGAAAUCUCUGGUUGAGAUGUAACUCACGCACACACACGGCGUGUGAGCGGUCAGGGUCAACACAGCACUGGGGCAGCUUUUGCUCUAAGGGAGCAUCUCGACGAAGAGGAGCAGCAGUGUGGGAUCGGAUUAUGUUAGACGGUUCUCCCAACUGGAUCGGCUCUGUUCGAAGCCCUCAGUCUGGCCCUUAGUAGAGAUGAAAAAGAGAACAGGAAAAUAAGCAUUUCACUUCCUUUAUCGUGACAAAGGAAGAAAGCAGGAUCAUGCUUUACGCCGAUGACUGACUGAUGCAAAAAUGAGUGUUUGAUAAUGUUAUCUGUUAGGUCAGAGGUGUCUGUCUUUGUCAGAAAACAUGAGUAACUAACUGAAACCAGAUGUAUGGGAGGGAGGCGGGCUCAUAAUGUUUAACAUUGUUACUUCUGAUAAAAUAUUGAUUAAUAUAAGAGCUAUAAUAAUUGGUUUCUUUGAUCUAACACAGUGAAACACUAACUGAAUUACAUCCAAGCAGCUCUAACCAAUCUCCAUUUUUCACCUUGUCUCCUGGUCCAACCCACGCAGCCUUACGACGACAUCUCUUGGCAGUCUGCCAUUAAUGUCAGUAUGUGUAUUUAUCCCCCCUUGUUGAUGUUUUAUUGUGGUGAUUUUUGCAGAGCUUGGAAUUAGAGAGGAAUAGGCUCGGGAUGAUCUCUUAAGAAAAGGUUGAUGGGCCAAUGAGUUGAUGAUGUUUAAAAUGGCACAAAUGGGGGAAAUUUGUCCAAGAAAUUGUGAAUAUGAAGAGGAUUAUGCUGCGGAUUUUUGAGCAGGCAGCAGAGGGCAGCAGAGGGUCGGACAGAUUUGGUUGUUAGUUUUUGGAGCAGGACAGAAAUCCUCUCAGAGCUUCUUAAAGAGUGAUCCCCGGGGCUCUGUAACUCACCCAAAAGUAUCACUCCUCUGCAGGUUGUACAUUAACAACUUCAGGAGGACAGAUGGUGUGUGAGUGUGUUGUAAAAAGAGUAGGUGAUGCAUGAAGUUUUGUGACUGCAACCAUCAGCAUACAUAGUGAUGCAGGCAGCUGUCUGCAACCAUAUACCUACAGUAUUAGUUGGGUGUUAAUGCACAUUGCCUAAUUAUAUGACAGAUUGAAACAUUUCAGUUCUGUUAGUUUUUUUUAACAGUUUUACUUUGCAUUUAAAGCAGGGUUGAAUUAGGGCAGGACGAUUUUAAAUAAUUAUUUGCAAUUAUUUUGACUAAAAUUCAGUAUGAAUUGUUGUAUUGAAGGGAAUGAUUAUUGUCUGUCAUUCUCAUUUUGGUUAAAAAAAAACAACAUACAACUAGGAAAGCAAGAUUUGAAAAAUGGACUCUUGAAUGUCUGCAUGAUGUCCCUGCAGUAAAAAAAAAAAACGUAACAAACUGGUAUUUUGACACACUUUCCAGGUUAAGGAACUACUGCAGUAGGCCGAAUUGCAAUUUAGUCUAAAUUUUAAUGAAUUGCUCAGCCUUAGUUUGUGGACUGACAAGAAAACAGCUCCAGGAUUGAGACAUUGUCUGUGUACAUGUUAUUUCCACCUGAAUACAGCAGAGUUGUGUUUAUCCCACUAAGGGCUACAAGUUUAUCUUGGCAGGUUCAUUACUGACUCACUCGUGUGCUUCACUCUCUUUCUGGCAUCGACCCACCUCCUGAAACUGAGAGUGAAGUUUUUCAUUUAAUUCAGACUGACUUUUAGAGCACAAGUUCAAGUUUCACAUUGUCAAGAGAUCCUUUUUUUAAGCUUAGUGAUCAGUUCAAUGAAAUAUUUAAUUCAUCCCCAAGUUUAAUAAUUUACCUUUUUUUCUACCUUGGAGCUAUCUGUUAUGUGUGUGUGUUCUCAGCGUGUGUGUCCUCUGUGUUUAUCGUUGACAUUGCUGAUAAGCUUCCAGGCUGCGAUUGGUCGCGUCUGAUGAGCUGUCGGUGUGAGAGGCGGCGAAUGAAGAUGGGGUUUUGAGUCUGUACGACAGAGGAGAUGCCAGACAGAUGGAGACAAAUGGGAGUUGUUUUCCAUUGUCUGGCGAACAUUCACAGCCCCUCACACACACAGACACACACCCUGUCUCCUGCCACUCUGUGCUCAUGCUUUGACAAGAUCGUUAAACGAAAGAUCAAAUACGGUUGUCUUUUUUUCAUCCAGUUCUUGCCUCUGUGCUCAGGGCUACAGCAUACAGCAAUAUUCUACUUUAGUAGCAUGUUUUCUGUGCACACCAAACAUAGCUGGGUUGAGGGGUUAAACUGCAGAUUGCUGGAUGGUCAUUCUGACAGCUGGAGUAAUAGCCAAUCCAGAGAUGGAUGACAUCAGAAUUGGGGCCAUUCAACCAUGAUGGUGUUAUAUUUUAAGAUGCUGAUAGUGGUUGUGUGCUUGUGUCGGCUCCUCCGUCCUUUGCUCUUACUCUCACCAGGUUUGUCUCCCAUCAUCACAGGGGGGAUGCGGUUGCCGUGGCAGCACCACGUUGGCUCGGCAUGCUCAGUGCAGCCUCUGUUCCUUUUAUUCCUGUCAGCCAACUGACUCAUUCCCUCCAAUAAUGUAUUCAAAGCAGUGUUUUUUUACUGUUUGAUGUUUGUUCUCUGUCCCUGUGGCUCAUGCUGCUGUGAAUAGGCUUAUAGAAAGCUGCUUUUUUUUUAUUAUACAUAUUUUUGUGUCUUGGUUUGUAUUGUCAGCGCAAUGUGCCAUUGUGCGUUCGGCCUCAGUCACAGGCAGGUGUGCUCAGGCUGUCAGUUGUGCGUUUCGGCCAUUGGUGAGAUAAAUGUCAUAGUAACAGAGUUGAGGUGAAAGAGGAGAGGCGACAGGAAUGUUAAAAAGCACGUUUUGUCGUACGGUUGCCCAGUGCUUGUGAGUUGUGUAUGCUGUGCUGUAGGCUUUGUGUGUUUAUAGUGUGAGAUGUUGGACAGUCUUGGUUAGAAAGUGAAUGAUUAUGUAAAAAAAAGAGGACUGAAUUUCACUCAUGACUUAACAGAUAAAGGAAUGUUGGUGCAGUAAACAGAUGGACUGAAGAUGAUGCUCAGAAAGUUUGUAUAGAUUGUAUAGGUUGCUUUACUAGUAAGGUCUGAGUUCACCAAAUACCUCUACUAGUAAGACAAAAUUUCUGUCUACUGAUACGACUGUAAGCUAAAAAAUAAGAGAGUAGAACUAGUACACAUUUGUAGCUCUGUUAGUACUAUUAGUACACUGUAAAACUGAACAAGUUGAAACUGCAUAAAUUUUUGUUGACACUGAUUACGUCAAAGUUGUUAAAGUAUUGGAAAUACAUUUUUGGGGUAAUUAUUACUCGUACAUUUAUGUUUGGUUAACUUGACUUCAAUAAGUUAAACUGCCAUGAACGGCAUGUUUAGGUACUUACAGUAUAACUACACCAUCUUCAUUUACAGCUAUUUUUCCUUAUUUCAAUCACAUAUUCUAAUCUUAGAUAUUAAUGACACCCAAGGUAGUCCAACUUAAGUAACUACAAGCGGCAAUAAGUGAAAAGCACAUACUGAACUAAGAAGUCUUCUUCCAUCACGUUCAGUAACUUUCAUUGUGUAUUGCUGUUGGACCCCACUGGUCUCUAACUAAGUUUGUAACUUCCCUCAUGGUGCAGAAGAGUCUAAUGCCCAAAGGCAUUCUGGCAAACAAUCUGCAGAUUAAGUAAUGAUUGUCAGAUAAUUUGAGUAAAGCACUUAAGAGGAUUGAGAACUGUUUACUUAAAACUAAAUAUGUGUUCAGUUAACUCAGAAAAAUAGAGAUGAAACAGCUAUUUUUAAGUUAACUCAACUUAUUUUUUAACAACCUUCAACUGUUCGAUCUUACAGUGUAGACUCAAAAACAGUGUGCUUGUAGUACAAGUAUACACCUUUAAUCUUACAGGUAGUACUAGUUAGACUAAAUAUGUUUACUAGUAGUACUAGUAGACCCAAUGCAAGAUUAGUAAGUGCGAUUUUUCUAUGUGUAAAUGGGAAGCCUCAGCUCACUUCUUCCCAUUUUCUGAUUAGCAUUUAGAGCUUACUAGACUGAACUUUUAAGGCUAAAACAGUCUACUAGUAAUACUAGUAAUACUUAAGAGCAUUUUUUAGUCCCUGUAAAGUGAAAUCUAAAAUUUGUGUCCUAACACACUAGAUAUGAUAGAAUAAGCUUGCUCUAAACAUAUGAAAACACUUAGAUCUAGGUGUGACUGAGUUUUUGUUUUAGACCAUCAGAAAGUUGUUAACCUUUUUCCUGGACUGGUUUAAUUUGAGCAGGACAAAUACAUGAGUCCAUGACAUCACCAGUCCUGGUUGGGAAAUACCUUGUUCCCCUAACGCGAGAAUGAUAUAAAAACAGCAAGCAGUUCAUCUCAAUACAGUCUGUUGUUAGCAGAUGUCACUGCCUUCAUUGAGAGUUAACAGCCAGCUACAUGCUGUGAUUUUGUUCACUGUGAGGUUAACAGCCAAAGUGGCCUAUGGGUCAUUAAAAGCAUCAUAAUGGGAUUUGUACCAGAAAACAGUAAAUUUAAUCCCUAGCUUCUGUUUUUCUUCUCUGGCAUAGAGCCAGGCAGCCAUUUCUUGUAAUAUCUUCCCACUCCAUGUUGUAGAUGUUACUGCCUUUUUCAUGAAUUUAAAGCAGAAUUUAAAAAGUUUAGAGAUGUUUUUCAUGACCAAAAUUUGGCGUGGUGGUUCAUAACACAGUGGCUUGUCAUACAACAAACCUGAAGUACAGAUUUUUUUGUCACUUUACAGGGACUUUAAGGUCGACUAGUAGUACUAGUGGCCUUUUUUGGCCUAGUACUGCUAGUAACACUUUUUCUCUGCUAGUAGGCCAUAACUGAGUACGAGUACUCAAAGUUUGACUACUAGUGGAGCUAUACAACAGUUGCUGUCAUCCAUGUCAAAUAAAUGCUCGAACAGCUUUCCACAAUGGUCAUCAUGACCACCACUGAAAUGUGUGACUGAGUCAAGCUGUUGCUAUAGCAACAUAUACAUUUUCUGAGUUUCGUGCCAAAUUGGCGCUGCUUUCCCUACCAUCAUUCAGAGGGCCGAUAUUGUCUUUUGAAUUCUCCAGCUCAGAAUCAGGUGAUCAGAGUAGCAUCAGUGAGUUGGUCUCUCUCCUCUGACUCUGUUGGAUCUGCCUGAGACGUGUAUUUUCGUCUCAUCAAGUCGAUUCCUGGAACAGGUGUCCAUGUGGGAGGACAUCAGCUGCUGGUUUUCCCAUGUCAGCUGCCAUGUCCUGCCUCUGACUUACAUGUAGUCGGAUGUAAGUGUUAGUGUUAAAAUAAAAGUGUUAGCCUUUGUGUCAUUUAUUUCUGCUCAUUGCUUAGAAACACAGGGCUUUUUUUCCAUCGCGAGUAGGCAGCAACAUUAAUAAACUAAGCCUUGUUUGUCUGUCUCCAGCAUUAACCUGUAAAUAGUUUUAAAAAGAAAAGAGAGUAUCUCUUGGAUUAAAUGCACUCUUGUUUCUCCGAUUCAAACUUUUAUUUAUUUAAACAGAAAUUAUAAAGCUUGGGGAAAUGAUGACAACGCUGGAGCUACCUUUGAUUCUGUGCAGGGGCGACGGCUGUACUGAGGAUUAGCUCUAACUACACAAUAAAACAAGCUGUUUAAAGAUGCAGAACUAGGCUACAAAAAUGAGUUUUAUAUCUAAAAACACACAUGAAGGUUUACUAACCAUAUAAAAAAAGAAAAAGUUUGAAAAUGUUGUGUAGAGUAAUAAAUUGUAACAAUAUUUUAAAUAAAGUUAUAUAUUGGGGAAGAAAUCUGUCUGUAUGCUUUUAUUUACUCUCCACAGGACAUAAAGUGAACUGUAGACUUGUUAUCUUUGUGCUGGCAGGAAUGUAAAUGAGCUCCAGGAGGCUUUUUAGCAGCUGUUAAAUGAUAAAGCACUCAGGUUGUGUUUAUCA